This is a messenger RNA of Echinococcus granulosus, 411 nucleotides long. RefSeq lists its product as hypothetical. The record is from RefSeq and is a predicted model, not a curated record. Bases 1 to 411 code for a protein of 136 amino acids. The transcript has 3 exons. NCBI's taxonomy places the organism in Eukaryota, Metazoa, Platyhelminthes, Cestoda, Cyclophyllidea, Taeniidae.
AUGAACGACAAUGCAAACAGCCUAGUUUUAAUCAUUGACCAGGAUUUUCAAUUGUGGCAAAGUCAAGUUGCUUGUGCAAUUACUUUCCAUGAUAUGAGCAGACGGAAUAUGUCAACUGAUUGGGUAAUCUCAAUGCGAGUGCUUUACGAUACACAGCCUUACAUUCAUGCAAUCAAAUUUGGAAUAAACCACUGCACAUCACUAUUUGAGGCAAGCAGUGGUGAGAUUUGCAAAAAAAUGCCAAAAAUGUUAACAUUGAGCUCACAACCUCAAGACAAGAAUGAGCUGUUUGUGGAAUUCAUGACAAAGGUAGAUAAGCGAUUGCAUUGCAUAAAACAGGUGUUCAAAACAAAGUUGAUGGAGUUGAGCACAGUAAAACGGAUGGAUAAUUUAAUGAGAAGCCGAGGAUGA